This is a messenger RNA of Haliotis rufescens (red abalone), 7231 nucleotides long. RefSeq lists its product as uncharacterized. The transcript is spliced from 2 exons. Gene Ontology annotation, molecular function: nucleic acid binding. Bases 504 to 7082 code for a protein of 2192 amino acids. The record is from RefSeq and is a predicted model, not a curated record. NCBI's taxonomy places the organism in Eukaryota, Metazoa, Mollusca, Gastropoda, Lepetellida, Haliotidae.
CUAAAGUUUUAGAUUUUCAACAGAAGUCGUUUUCUCUGUCAACUAUAUAUUAAGAGUUGUUUCCGUAAAAAGGAAAAUUCAUACAGCUCUUCCUUGUACAAAGGCAGGAAAGUUCUCACUUCAACAAUAUGAUUGAAUGUUUAAAAACAUGAACUAUCACGCCAAUGUCAUUUUCAAUACCACAGUUCAGGAAGUUUCCACUAUCAGAAAUGAGAAGUAAAAAGCAAUAAGUAUGAGUCAGGAUUAGAUAAAAUUAUAGAAAUGUACUUUAAAUCCGGUCAUUUUCUGUCACUGGGUUAUGAAAUUAAAGAUCAAAAUGUUUGGAAUUUGUCAUCAUAAUAAGAUAAAUGGACAGAUAUCAUACAGCUCUUCCUUGUACAAAGGCAGGACAGUUCUCACUUCAACAAUAUGAUUGAAUGCAUAUGCAUAUCAUAUGUGUCACUUUGUUCUAACAAAGUCUGGGCACUUUGAUCACGGGUUAAAAUUCCGGAUUCCACCUGAUUAUGUUUCUAGGUUUGUCACCAUACCUGUGCUCGUUGGUUUCACCUGCGUCUCUGCGUCUCUGCGUCUCUCGCAUUCUGUUCGUUUCCACACUGGAAAUGAAGAAUUGGUACACAGCUUUCCUCAAGAUGAAGAUGGGAGUCGCUGGAACAAACCAUGAUAAAAUAUCGAGGCCUGAUGUGGCUGUUGGUAGAAUAACUAUCUUUACAGAUUCAUGUUUGAAACUUACUGAUGGUUCUGAUCCUAGACAUCCUGGCACUGGCGCCAUCUGGAAUGAUGGCUCCAAAUACCGUAGUUUGGGCAUUUAUUUUGAAAAUCCAUUACAACUUGAGAACAAUAAAUUAUUAGCAAGUAAUGCUCCUGUCAAACUUGGGGAUCCACCAAUGCUUGAAGCCAUGGUUCUAUCAUACCGUGGCAAUCACUCCACUGUUGAUAUAAUCAAGAAAUUCAGAAAGCACUUACUUUCUAACGCUAAUGAUGUAAAUCCAUUACAACUUGAGAACAAUAAAUUAUUAGCCAUUGAUGUUACUGUCAAACUUGGGGAUCCACCAAUGUCUGAAGCCAUGGUUCUAUCAUACCGUGGCAAUCACUCCACUGUUGAUAUAAUCAAGAAAUUCAGAAAGCACUUACUUUCUAACGCUAAUGAUGUAAAUCCAUUACAACUUGAGAACAAUAAAUUAUUAGCCAUUGAUGUUACUGUCAAACUUGGGGAUCCACCAAUGCUUGAAGCCAUGGUUCUAUCAUACCGUGGCAAUCACUCCACUGUUGAUAUAAUCAAGAAAUUCAGAAAGCACUUACUUUCUAACGUUAAUGAUGUAAAUCCAUUACAACUUGAGAACAAUAAAUUAUUAGCCAUUGAUGUUACUGUCAAACUUGGGGAUCCACCAAUGUCUGAAGCCAUGGUUCUAUCAUACCGUGGCAAUCACUCCACUGUUGAUAUAAUCAAGAAAUUCAGAAAGCACUUACUUUCUAACGUUAAUGAUGUAAAUCCAUUACAACUUGAGAACAAUAAAUUAUUAGCCAUUGAUGUUACUGUCAAACUUGGGGAUCCACCAAUGCUUGAAGCCAUGGUUCUAUCAUACCGUGGCAAUCACUCCACUGUUGAUAUAAUCAAGAAAUUCAGAAAGCACUUACUUUCUAACGUUAAUGAUGUAAAUCCAUUACAACUUGAGAACAAUAAAUUAUUAGCCAUUGAUGUUACUGUCAAACUUGGGGAUCCACCAAUGCUUGAAGCCAUGGUUCUAUCAUACCGUGGCAAUCACUCCACUGUUGAUAUAAUCAAGAAAUUCAGAAAGCACUUACUUUCUAACGUUAAUGAUGUAAAUCCAUUACAACUUGAGAACAAUAAAUUAUUAGCCAUUGAUGUUACUGUCAAACUUGGGGAUCCACCAAUGCUUGAAGCCAUGGUUCUAUCAUACCGUGGCAAUCACUCCACUGUUGAUAUAAUCAAGAAAUUCAGAAAGCACUUACUUUCUAACGUUAAUGAUGUAAAUCCAUUACAACUUGAGAACAAUAAAUUAUUAGCCAUUGAUGUUACUGUCAAACUUGGGGAUCCACCAAUGCUUGAAGCCAUGGUUCUAUCAUACCGUGGCAAUCACUCCACUGUUGAUAUAAUCAAGAAAUUCAGAAAGCACUUACUUUCUAACGUUAAUGAUGUAAAUCCAUUACAACUUGAGAACAAUAAAUUAUUAGCCAGUAAUGCUCCUGUCAAACUUUGGGAUCUACAAAUGUCUGAAGCCAUGGUUCUAUCAUACCGUGGCAAUCACUCCACUGUUGAUAUAAAUAAGAAAUUUAGAAAGCACUUACUUUCUAACGUUUAUGAUGAAAAUCCAUUACAACUUGAGAACAAUAAAUUAUUAGCCAUUGAUGUUACUGUCAAACUUGGGGAUCCACCAAUGCUUGAAGCCAUGGUUCUAUCAUACCGUGGCAAUCACUCCACUGUUGAUAUAAUCAAGAAAUUCAGAAAGCACUUACUUUCUAACGUUAAUGAUGUAAAUCCAUUACAACUUGAGAACAAUAAAUUAUUAGCCAGUAAUGCUCCUGUCAAACUUUGGGAUCUACAAAUGUCUGAAGCCAUGGUUCUACCAUAUGGUGGCAAUCACUCCACUGUUGAUAUAAAUAAGAAAUUUAGAAAGCACUUACUUUCUAACGUUUAUGAUGAAAAUCCAUUACAACUUGAGAACAAUAAAUUAUUAGCCAGUAAUGCUCCUGUCAAACUUUGGGAUCUACAAAUGUCUGAAGCCAUGGUUCUACCAUAUGGUGGCAAUCACUCCACUGUUGAUAUAAAUAAGAAAUUUAGAAAGCACUUACUUUCUAACGUUUAUGAUGAAAAUCCAUUACAACUUGAGAACAAUAAAUUAUUAGCCAGUAAUGCUCCUGUCAAACUUUGGGAUCUACAAAUGUCUGAAGCCAUGGUUCUACCAUAUGGUGGCAAUCACUCCACUGUUGAUAUAAAUAAGAAAUUUAGAAAGCACUUACUUUCUAACGUUUAUGAUGAAAAUCCAUUACAACUUGAGAACAAUAAAUUAUUAGCCAGUAAUGCUCCUGUCAAACUUUGGGAUCUACAAAUGUCUGAAGCCAUGGUUCUACCAUAUGGUGGCAAUCACUCCACUGUUGAUAUAAAUAAGAAAUUUAGAAAGCACUUACUUUCUAACGUUUAUGAUGAAAAUCCAUUACAACUUGAGAACAAUAAAUUAUUAGCCAGUAAUGCUCCUGUCAAACUUUGGGAUCUACAAAUGUCUGAAGCCAUGGUUCUACCAUAUGGUGGCAAUCACUCCACUGUUGAUAUAAAUAAGAAAUUUAGAAAGCACUUACUUUCUAACGUUUAUGAUGAAAAUCCAUUACAACUUGAGAACAAUAAAUUAUUAGCCAGUAAUGCUCUUGUCAAACUUUGGGAUCUACAAAUGUCUGAAGCCAUGGUUCUACCAUAUGGUGGCAAUCACUCCACUGUUGAUAUAAAUAAGAAAUUUAGAAAGCACUUACUUUCUAACGUUUAUGAUGAAAAUCCAUUACAACUUGAGAACAAUAAAUUAUUAGCCAGUAAUGCUCCUGUCAAACUUUGGGAUCUACAAAUGUCUGAAGCCAUGGUUCUACCAUAUGGUGGCAAUCACUCCACUGUUGAUAUAAAUAAGAAAUUUAGAAAGCACUUACUUUCUAACGUUUAUGAUGAAAAUCCAUUACAACUUGAGAACAAUAAAUUAUUAGCCAGUAAUGCUCCUGUCAAACUUUGGGAUCUACAAAUGUCUGAAGCCAUGGUUCUACCAUAUGGUGGCAAUCACUCCACUGUUGAUAUAAAUAAGAAAUUUAGAAAGCACUUACUUUCUAACGUUUAUGAUGAAAAUCCAUUACAACUUGAGAACAAUAAAUUAUUAGCCAGUAAUGCUCCUGUCAAACUUUGGGAUCUACAAAUGUCUGAAGCCAUGGUUCUACCAUAUGGUGGCAAUCACUCCACUGUUGAUAUAAAUAAGAAAUUUAGAAAGCACUUACUUUCUAACGUUUAUGAUGAAAAUCCAUUACAACUUGAGAACAAUAAAUUAUUAGCCAGUAAUGCUCCUGUCAAACUUUGGGAUCUACAAAUGUCUGAAGCCAUGGUUCUACCAUAUGGUGGCAAUCACUCCACUGUUGAUAUAAAUAAGAAAUUUAGAAAGCACUUACUUUCUAACGUUUAUGAUGAAAAUCCAUUACAACUUGAGAACAAUAAAUUAUUAGCCAGUAAUGCUCCUGUCAAACUUUGGGAUCUACAAAUGUCUGAAGCCAUGGUUCUACCAUAUGGUGGCAAUCACUCCACUGUUGAUAUAAAUAAGAAAUUUAGAAAGCACUUACUUUCUAACGUUUAUGAUGAAAAUCCAUUACAACUUGAGAACAAUAAAUUAUUAGCCAGUAAUGCUCCUGUCAAACUUUGGGAUCUACAAAUGUCUGAAGCCAUGGUUCUACCAUAUGGUGGCAAUCACUCCACUGUUGAUAUAAAUAAGAAAUUUAGAAAGCACUUACUUUCUAACGUUUAUGAUGAAAAUCCAUUACAACUUGAGAACAAUAAAUUAUUAGCCAGUAAUGCUCCUGUCAAACUUUGGGAUCUACAAAUGUCUGAAGCCAUGGUUCUACCAUAUGGUGGCAAUCACUCCACUGUUGAUAUAAAUAAGAAAUUUAGAAAGCACUUACUUUCUAACGUUUAUGAUGAAAAUCCAUUACAACUUGAGAACAAUAAAUUAUUAGCCAGUAAUGCUCCUGUCAAACUUUGGGAUCUACAAAUGUCUGAAGCCAUGGUUCUACCAUAUGGUGGCAAUCACUCCACUGUUGAUAUAAAUAAGAAAUUUAGAAAGCACUUACUUUCUAACGUUUAUGAUGAAAAUCCAUUACAACUUGAGAACAAUAAAUUAUUAGCCAGUAAUGCUCCUGUCAAACUUUGGGAUCUACAAAUGUCUGAAGCCAUGGUUCUACCAUAUGGUGGCAAUCACUCCACUGUUGAUAUAAAUAAGAAAUUUAGAAAGCACUUACUUUCUAACGUUUAUGAUGAAAAUCCAUUACAACUUGAGAACAAUAAAUUAUUAGCCAGUAAUGCUCCUGUCAAACUUUGGGAUCUACAAAUGUCUGAAGCCAUGGUUCUACCAUAUGGUGGCAAUCACUCCACUGUUGAUAUAAAUAAGAAAUUUAGAAAGCACUUACUUUCUAACGUUUAUGAUGAAAAUCCAUUACAACUUGAGAACAAUAAAUUAUUAGCCAGUAAUGCUCCUGUCAAACUUUGGGAUCUACAAAUGUCUGAAGCCAUGGUUCUACCAUAUGGUGGCAAUCACUCCACUGUUGAUAUAAAUAAGAAAUUUAGAAAGCACUUACUUUCUAACGUUUAUGAUGAAAAUCCAUUACAACUUGAGAACAAUAAAUUAUUAGCCAGUAAUGCUCCUGUCAAACUUUGGGAUCUACAAAUGUCUGAAGCCAUGGUUCUACCAUAUGGUGGCAAUCACUCCACUGUUGAUAUAAAUAAGAAAUUUAGAAAGCACUUACUUUCUAACGUUUAUGAUGAAAAUCCAUUACAACUUGAGAACAAUAAAUUAUUAGCCAGUAAUGCUCCUGUCAAACUUUGGGAUCUACAAAUGUCUGAAGCCAUGGUUCUACCAUAUGGUGGCAAUCACUCCACUGUUGAUAUAAAUAAGAAAUUUAGAAAGCACUUACUUUCUAACGUUUAUGAUGAAAAUCCAUUACAACUUGAGAACAAUAAAUUAUUAGCCAGUAAUGCUCCUGUCAAACUUUGGGAUCUACAAAUGUCUGAAGCCAUGGUUCUACCAUAUGGUGGCAAUCACUCCACUGUUGAUAUAAAUAAGAAAUUUAGAAAGCACUUACUUUCUAACGUUUAUGAUGAAAAUCCAUUACAACUUGAGAACAAUAAAUUAUUAGCCAGUAAUGCUCCUGUCAAACUUUGGGAUCUACAAAUGUCUGAAGCCAUGGUUCUACCAUAUGGUGGCAAUCACUCCACUGUUGAUAUAAAUAAGAAAUUUAGAAAGCACUUACUUUCUAACGUUUAUGAUGAAAAUCCAUUACAACUUGAGAACAAUAAAUUAUUAGCCAGUAAUGCUCCUGUCAAACUUUGGGAUCUACAAAUGUCUGAAGCCAUGGUUCUACCAUAUGGUGGCAAUCACUCCACUGUUGAUAUAAAUAAGAAAUUUAGAAAGCACUUACUUUCUAACGUUUAUGAUGAAAAUCCAUUACAACUUGAGAACAAUAAAUUAUUAGCCAGUAAUGCUCCUGUCAAACUUUGGGAUCUACAAAUGUCUGAACCCUCUGUUCUACCAUAUGGUGGCAAUCACUCCACUGUUGAUAUAAAUAAGAAAUUUAGAAAGCACUUACUUUCUAACGUUUAUGAUGAAAAUCCAUUACAACUUGAGAACAAUAAAUUAUUAGCCAGUAAUGCUCCUGUCAAACUUUGGGAUCUACAAAUGUCUGAACCCUCUGUUCUACCAUAUGGUGGCAAUCACUCCACUGUUGAUAUAAAUAAGAAAUUUAGAAAGCACUUACCGGCCCCCCUGAACCUACGGGUCCUCCUGAACCUACCAGUCCCCCCGAACCUACCGGCCCCUGAACCUUACGCCGGCCCCCCUGAAUUCUCUAUUUUUACUGAUUCAUGUGGAAAAAGAUAUGCCAACCUUUCUGGCAUUGGGGGCUACUUGAAGGUUGGCUCCAAAUAUUAUAUAUUUAGUGCUGGCUUUGAAAACGAAUUAGACCUUCAUAAUAAUGAUUUAGAAAUGUUGCCCAUUUUGGUCGCUCUCAAACUUUGGGGUUCACGAAUGUAUGGUGGGAACGUUCUUUUAUACUGUGACAAUCAGUGCACUGUUAAUGCAAUUAAUGGACGCAAAAGGAAAAAGAAGAGUAAAGCUCAAGAAAAGAUGUUAGAGUUAAUUAGGGAUGAAAUAGAAUCAAACAACCUUCAUCUAAGAUGUGAAUACAUUAAGGGUAAAAACAAUCGAAAAGCAGACACGUUAUCAAGACAUCCUAUUGAAAUAUUUACAAGAAAGCUCCCUCAGACCUCUACAUAUGAAGUAUGUAAUGCAACUCCUAUUUUACAAGAAAUUAUUAGGCAUCUUAACCUUUAGCCUGCUGAAUUAUUUUCACACUUCUUACCCCUGACUGACCACGAUGAUUGCGUAUUGAUGAUAGACUUGUCAUUGUUUAAUUAUGUACAGCUGUUUACAGGUUACAAAAUUUUAAGUUAUAUUUAGUAGCUAUAUUCUCGCGAUAUUUU